This is a messenger RNA of Caenorhabditis auriculariae, 7823 nucleotides long. NCBI's taxonomy places the organism in Eukaryota, Metazoa, Nematoda, Chromadorea, Rhabditida, Rhabditidae. The record is from the annotation of a GenBank genome assembly.
AUGAUAGUAUGUGUUCCCUUUUUAACGUUCUUUCAUUAUUAUUUCCACCUUUAAAGUUCGAAAUAUAGACUUUUAAGUUUCUAUGAUUAUUCGAGUUUAAUUAUCCAAAACAAUUUUAUUCAAACUUCGAUCUCUCUUUUUCAUUCUUUGUAUUAGAUAUAAAAAUUGAAAUUAUUAUGUUUUUUGGCCAAUGUAGCGAUUGCUGUUCUUUUAAUCAAAGUUUUUUUUACAGAUCGAUAGUAAGCUAUAAAAAAAUAUUUGCAGAAUGAAAGGACGUAGUGCCAGGAAAAAAAGAAGAGCGGCUUCAACAAAAAAAUCGUGGAAAUGUCGAUGCAGAUGUAAGUUUUUUUCCAGCUUAAUUUAAGAAUGUAUUUUUCUUGUAUAUUCGGAAAUGGCAAGUUUUGGUGCAAAAAUUUUUUUGAAAAAGUUCAAAGUUUUUUCAAUAGUUUAUUGAGAUUUUUCUUCAUUAAUUCAUUGGGAACAUCUUUCAUAAACAAAAUCGUUCGAUUUUUUGAAUUCUAAUCGGAAUUUCAACUUUCCAAGUUGUUUCAGAAUGGAGAUGCGCUGGACAUGCAAGAGAGGAGGAUGAGCAAGAUGAAAAAAGAAGCUGAAAGAGAAAUAAAAGAACGAGAGUUGGCCAGGUUCAUUCCGAUUUCUUCCCGCCUUAAUAAUUCUUUUAAAGACAGCCUCAUUGUCUGGUCAUUCAUCGCGGCACGGUCGGCAAGUACGUCAAGUCGUUGGAGUUGGAUCUUCGCACAGUAAUGGAGCCCAACACGGCCAAGUCGUUGAAGGUUUUGCAGGGAGAUUUGAUCGAAAAGGACGUUUUUUGCAGACUCUGAAAAGGAAUAACGUGAAGGAUUUCAUUGUGAACGGGGCCGUUCUUGGCGUCACUAACAUGAUGGUUUUGACGAGCUCCGAGGCCUCUCUCCAGCUCCGCAUGAUGCGUUUCUCGCAAGGCCCCACCCUCACUUUCAAAGGUACCGAGAUCUUUUGACGAAGGAUUUCUUGAGAAUUUUGCUGUGAUAAUUUGUGAGAAUAUAACCUGCAAGGCCACAUAGGGGUUUAGGGGUUUUUUGGCCCCUAUAGGGGUUUAGAGUCUGAUCCCUUAGCCCAUAAAGGUCAAGUAGUCCCUAUAGGGGUCUUUCAAUUUCAUUUAAAAGUCUCUUGUUUUUCCUAUGGAAGGGCUUCUUCGCUUAGAAUUCAUAACAAUUAUAACUAGCAUAUAGGGGCCACUAGCAAAAAAGCCCAAAGGGACCAGUUUUGCAAGCUUAAGAGGCCCCUUUAGGGGUCGGUGAAGUGGUCCCUGGAGGCGACCCUAUAGGGACUACUCUGGAGUUCCUAAGUCAACCAAAGAUCCUUCAGAAUAGUUACGGUCAUUUUUGAAAUGCAAAAAUAUAAAAGAAAAUAUUUUUCUUCAUUUCCAGUAAACCAGUAUUCCCUGAAUCGCGACGUCGUGAGUUUCCAAAAAAGGCCGAUCGCCACGGACAAUCUGAUGAAAAAGUCGCCGCUGGUCAUUAUGAACGGGUUCAACGACGGCUCGAAGAAGCACUUGAAGCUCGUGCAGACCUUCAUUCAGAACAUGUUCCCCUCUAUUAAUGUGGAUACGGUACGCUCUUUUUUAUUUCGUUUCAAAAUAGUCUCCUAAAUAGCUAAAUUCGAAACUCAGAUGGGAUAACUCUUACGAAAAACACGUAGAGGUUUUUUUUUGGCUCGGAAAUCGAAAUCCGUUUAAAAGAGGUAUACGAAAAUCUCACAGACAAAGUCCAAACAACCUUAAAAAGGCCUUAAAAAGAAUAGCCUAAAGCUCCUUUUUGAGUUCCUGAAAAAGUGUCAAAAGUUUCUCAGAAUCUCCUUUUUCCCAUCUUUUUCCGUCUUAUUUUUUUAUACCUCCUUGGUUCUUUUCAAAAAAAGUUCUAAAAAAGGCGCCUUUGAGGCCUUUUGAAGACUUUUUUCUCCGAAAGUCCUGUACGGUGUACCUUGAAGCGUACAAAAAAAUCAUGAUUUCGUAGCAAAAUUUUUUUUUCAUGAAAGUCCUUUAACACGCGUUCUCUGAGAAAGUCGAUGAAUCUAAAGCAAAAUAAAAAAAAAGUUUUUUUGAUUUGCCUCAAAAUGUGGUCACGGCUCACACACGUGCUUCUGAUUAUUUAGCACCAGGUUCCAGGUGGCUCCGCCCCUUUUUAAAAGAUACUAUAGACAGUAAGCUGAAAAAAAAUUAAUUUUUUUCCUGUUGAGAAUUUUUCAUUCAAAAAAAUGUUCGGAAAUGUAAGAAAAACACUAUUUUUGAGUAUUUUUUUCAGUUGCAACUUUUUUUCUAACUCGACUUCUACGGGGAGAAAAAAAUUGAAAUUUCCUCAAAAACAGCGAUUUUUUCAGUUUUUGAGCCAUAACAAGAGUAAGAACCCCCCUAUGGUACGACUUUUAUUUCUGAUUAUGAAACUAGGGGUCUUCUUCUUCAAGAAAAAGUAGUUCUACAACAAAUCCCUGGGGUGGGAUAGUUGACCUCCAUUCGACCGAAGGUGAUCAACUCGAAUCGGCUCAAAAUUCGAAAAAUCAUUUUUCUCCUAAUUUGAGGGCUUCUUCCUUCUUUUUGUUUUGAAACAAAUGACAACACUCACGUUCAUGUUCUCCACCAUUUUGGUGCUCAAAGAAAAUUUUAUUCCGAAUUUCUCGUGACUUUUCGAAUUUUAGGACUUUCGUCGAUUUUCGAUUUUUUCCGUUUUCAGGUAGUUUUUUCUGUAGGAACCCCCGAAUGUGGUCAUUAUCUUUUGGUAUAUGGAAGAGUAGGUCUUUCUGGAUAAGGAAAAAUUAGUCCGGUAAAAAUCUCUGGGGUGGCCCAGUUGACCUCCGACCGCCUGAAGGUGACGACCCCAAAAAUGGAAUUUUCACAAAGGCUCGGAAAACAACUUUUUUUGUUUCCGUUCUAACAAAAAGCUUUUUCAGUGAGACCUACAUCUCUUUUCGACACGAGUCGGAGUCUUUUCGGCAAGAAAUAUGUAUUUUUAUUCAAAUUUGAGGCUUGGCACGCUUAUCUUCGUUUUCACCGUUCUUACCUGCUCUAAGUUGCUGAAGUAACCUGGAAACCCGUUCAAAAAGAUUUUAGGGAAGCACAGCAAAUGUUUGAAUUUUUUUGAACACCUAAGCAAGGGAGAUCGGAGUGAAGAAAUGGCGAAAAAAGCUUUUUUAUCAACUUUUUCGAAAAAUAAAAACACCUUAUGACAUUCAAUAAUGUCGAUGAUUCUCAAAAAUUAUUUUUUCGCCAAAACACAGUAACUGACAGUUAUAUACUUUUUCAAUCGACUCUAUCCAUACACUUUUUUCCUGAAAUUGAGGUUUCUGAAGCUUUUAGAAGUUCUUGUGAUACAAUUCUGGCUUUUUGUGUUGCAACGUUUAUACAGACACUGUUUCAUGUUUUUCAUUCAUUUACAGAACAACUCAAGUGAAAAAAGGUUUUGAAAAAAUGCAUUUUUUGACCUAAAAAGCGUUUCAAUGCAUCUUCCGGAUUAAAGUCAGGUUUAUUAAGUCUCUCCUUUUUUCUUUCUAUUAAGUUUCAUCAAUAGUUGUUUUUUAAAGAAUAAUUGACAUUAUUGAAUGUCAUAAGGUGUUUUUAUUUUUCGAAAAAGUUGAUAAAAAAGCUUUUUUCGCCAUUUCUUCACUCCGAUCUCCCUUGCUUAGGUGUUCAAAAAAAUUCAAACAUUUGCUGUGCUUCCCUAAAAUCUUUUUGAACGGGUUUCCAGGUUACUUCAGCAACUUAGAGCAGGUAAGAACGGUGAAAACGAAGAUAAGCGUGCCAAGCCUCAAAUUUGAAUAAAAAUACAUAUUUCUUGCCGAAAAGACUCCGACUCGUGUCGAAAAGAGAUGUAGGUCUCACUGAAAAAAAGCUUUUUUGUUAGAACGGAAACAAAAAAAGUUGUUUUCCGAGCCUUUGUGAAAAUUCCAUUUUUGGGGUCGUCACCUUCAGGCGGUCGGAGGUCAACUGGGCCACCCCAGAGAUUUUUACCGGACUAAUUUUUCCUUAUCCAGAAAGACCUACUCUUCCAUAUACCAAAAGAUAAUGACCACAUUCGGGGGUUCCUACAGAAAAAACUACCUGAAAACGGAAAAAAUCGAAAAUCGACGAAAGUCCUAAAAUUCGAAAAGUCACGAGAAAUUCGGAAUAAAAUUUUCUUUGAGCACCAAAAUGGUGGAGAACAUGAACGUGAGUGUUGUCAUUUGUUUCAAAACAAAAAGAAGGAAGAAGCCCUCAAAUUAGGAGAAAAAUGAUUUUUCGAAUUUUGAGCCGAUUCGAGUUGAUCACCUUCGGUCGAAUGGAGGUCAACUAUCCCACCCCAGGGAUUUGUUGUAGAACUACUUUUUCUUGAAGAAGAAGACCCCUAGUUUCAUAAUCAGAAAUAAAAGUCGUACCAUAGGGGGGUUCUUACUCUUGUUAUGGCUCAAAAACUGAAAAAAUCGCUGUUUUUGAGGAAAUUUCAAUUUUUUUCUCCCCGUAGAAGUCGAGUUAGAAAAAAAGUUGCAACUGAAAAAAUACUCAAAAUAGUGUUUUCUUACAUUUCCGAACAUUUUUGAAUGAAAAUUCUCAACAGGAAAAAAUUUAAUUUUUUUCAGCUUACUGUCUAUAGUAUCUUUUUAAAAAGGGGCGGAGCCACCUGGAACCUGGUGCUAAAUAAUCAGAAGCGCGUGUGUGAGCCGUGACCACAUUUUGAGGCAAAUCAAAAAAACUUUUUUUAUUUUUGCUUUUUUAUUACUGAAAAAGUCAUCGAUUUUUCUCAGAGAACGUGUGUUAAGACCUUUUUGGACUUUGCCCGUGUUACGCGAAUUCAUUGUCUUUUUUUAGGAGAUAUGCGUUUAUUCUGGCCUUUCAAAUAUCAUACUUCCGCAAAAAAAUCCAACGGCUACACUUGAAAAAAAUUUAAUUUUUUUCACGAUUUCUUUUGCUUGUGAAAAGUAUAUUUCCAUUUGUCUGUCUCUAAAAAAAGCUUUUUUUCUUUUUUUGUUGAGAACUUUUUAUUAUUAACUCAUUCCUGAAUUUUUUUCAAAAGAGUCUUUAUUCCAGUUAGAUUCUUGGAAUUCCUUCCUUCAAUGAACUUCUUUUGAGGUCAGCCUCAGCACUUUGAAACGAUGUCUCAUUGUGAGUUACGAUGCCGAGAAAGACGAAGUUGAUAUGCGGCAUUAGUGAGUUUUCUUUUUUCAAUGUUUUGCAAAACUCUAGGGUUUUGAAUUUUUGGAAAUGUUCGACUUUUAAAGAUAUCUUUCACUUUUUUCCGAUCGAAUGAGUUAAACGUUUUUGAAUAAAGAAAAAUUUAAUGAAAGUUUUUAUAAAAAGGAAAUAAACUAUAAAAGUAAAAAUUUUGAGCGCUGUCCGCGUAGUGGCGUCAGGAUUGACCAAGCCGACGAAAAAGUUGGUCCAGGCGGGCAAAUCGGCGACAAAAGAGCUGCCCGACCUGAGCAAGUUCAAAGACAUCAGCGACUACUUCCUCAAGUCAGUUCUGGCUCUUUUCUUCCCAGUUCCAUCUCUGUUGCAGUCCGGGUCAACUCAGCGACAGCGAGUUCGAGGGAGAGCAGCAGGAGGUCGAACUCUCGCAGGACAUCAACCAGAGCCGCGGCUGCACCGCCGGCGACAAGAGCAACAUCAGGUAGAAGUCGAGCUCACAUUGCAGAAGUAUGAUCAUUAGAAAUGGGUUUUGUGUUGAAUAUGUCGUUUCGAAGAGCCUUUAAUUCCAACGGGUACCUAGAAGCGUACGAAAAAAUCAUGAUUUCGUAGCAAUUUUAAGUUCGAAAUGAGAGAAGGAGAGUUGUACAAGCACCGUAAAAGUUUUUUGUUCAUGAAAUUUCAAAUUUUAAAAAAGAAAGGCUCAAAAUCAUCAUGGUGUAUCCCUGCGGCAAUAUUCUCUGACCAAUACAAAAAAUUAAGAAAAUAAACAAAAAUCAUAAAAAAGUCGAUUCACUUCAAAUUUUUUUUCCGCGACGGUUUCAUUUUUUCAACAAUGAAAUUGAAGGUUACACGAAAUCGGCCCGCGACUCACCCUCGAGUUGGUGAAAAUACAAGAAGGAAUCGACGAUGGGGAAGUUUUGUACCAUAAAUUCCAAGAAAAAACGCCGGAGCAGCUUCUCAAGCUUCGAGCUCAUAUAGACAAAAAGAGGUGCGUUAUAUUAUCAGAGAUGGGCGGAAUCACGCGUUUUGUGCCUUUUUGAAGUUCUGCAAAAAAUAUUUUUCCGCAUUCCUCGUUUCCGAUAUGACUUCUUGAAAAAAAGCUUCAAUUAAAGUUUUCACUUGCUAACUGUUGAAAAAAAUAUCAUUUGAAAUAGCAAACUACAUAAUUUUCACCUUUAAAUUUUUCUACUGAGGAAAUCGUGAGUGCUUCCGCAUUUCGUGGCCAAUUCUUCGCCAAAUCCUUCUUUAUCCCAAUCAAAAUCCGAACCUUCUACAACGAAUCAUACAUUUUUUUUUGCCGAAUCAAUGUUUCAAGAGCUAAAUUGAAGUCUUUAAAAAUAAUGUGGGAGUACAAAUGAGGAAAGACCCCCAAAAAAAACAAAAAAGGUACCUGAAAAGUAGUUGAAACUGCCACUAUUAGUAAACUCGGUCGAAUAAAAAAUUUUGAAACAUUGAUUCGGUAAACAAUAGGCAUGAUUCGUUGAAGAAGGUUCGGAUAAAAAAUGUGGUUCGACCUUUGGAAAAAAAACGAUUUGGCGAAAAAUCCGCAUUCCGCAAUUUAAAAAAUUUCAUUCCGUCCUUCUCUGGCCUCUCGUUUCAUCGCUUUCUUUCCAGGCAAAUCAAGAAGAGGAAAGAGCAGGAGAACGAACAUCGCGUUAUCCAUCGCCUCAAAAUUGUACAGGAGAACAGAGAAAGAGAGGUAUUUCUUGAAUUUUCACCGUUCUUUCCAACUUUUUUUCAUUGCAUCGAAGAAAUCGAGAAAAUGAUGUAAAUAAUUUUUUUGUAAAAAAAUUGAAACAGCUAGUCAUGUUGCGACUGAAAAGUUUAAAAUUUCUAUUGAAGUUUCAUCUGAAGUUGAAUUUCGGAAAAAAAUUUUUAAAUCUCAGAUGUGGAAAGCCUGGUGUUUGAGAAUGUACUACUAUGAAUGAACUUCCUAAAACGUUUUUAAGAAAAUUUUUUAUUCGAAUUCAAGACUUGACUUUGAUAUUUUCGAACCUCAACUUCUGCUAAUAGUAUAUAAUGAGGCGAAUGAUUGACAGGAAGCCGAACUCAAGGCGAUUCGGGAGAAGGCCGCGCGGACCCAAGCUGCAGCUACGGGCCAAGCUGAAGAGGUGGAGAACGAGCGCGAGAAGGACCGCGAGAUUGCGCUGAACCGCGAGAGGUCCGUUUGUCUGUCGGAGGACUUUGUGAAAGAAAAAGUCGCACUGAUUCUUGUUGAUGAAUUGGAUUUUUUAAAUUAGUUUCCAUCUUCUUCUUCCUACGCCUUUGUAUUGCUUGAGCGGCGUCGGCACCCCAAGUCGGUUAGCCGGGGUCCUAUCCUGAUAUGAGUGAUAAUACGUGGACCUGCUCCAGUGACAUAUCCUUGUGGGACGGCUGGAUUUUUUUAAGUUGUGGUUUCCCCCUACCAAAGUUUCUUAAACCCUUGUCGCGACGGGGAUCGAACUUGUGAUCCUGUGGACCGUUGACAGGCACGCAACCUAUUGCGCUACAAUGCACCUUUUUCCAUAUGUUUUAUCAUUCAAUAUUAUUAUUGGAUACAGAAAAAAAAACAAUUGUCUAUAAAUAAUUUUUUCAAUUCAAAUCCAUAACGAAUCUAUUUUUCAGGGACCACAAAAGGAAGCUUAAAGAAGAACAAAGCACGGAUAGUGGAGCGCCCAAAAGAAAGAAAAAAUAG